This is a messenger RNA of Phytomonas sp. Hart1, 1257 nucleotides long. Lineage: Eukaryota; Euglenozoa; Kinetoplastea; Trypanosomatida; Trypanosomatidae. The record is from the annotation of a GenBank genome assembly.
GAAUAUAUCUCAAUAGUAUCAGAUCAUUACUAAUAUUUUUCAACUAAAGGGUAUCAAGGGGGAUAUAUUUUCUCAUUUAUUAAACUCUUCUUAUUCAUAUCACUUAUUGUUGUUCAAAGGGUGAUGUAUACGUUUUACUUAGAAGACUUCUUGAGUUCGUAAUGCGAAUGCUUUUUGUAAAUAUUUGAGUCAUUUUUAUUUUCGCUGCUGCCUCUCUCAUUUAAAUUUGAUAUUCUUCUUUUUUUUAAGGUUUAAAUGUCAACCUUUAAAGGAAAAACUACCAGUGACACCAUUUCUCUCACUACUGAGGAAAUUAGAAAAGCUAUAAAUUCGCAAAAGAAGUUUAAUUGCACACUGAAUUGUGCCUAUCGCAGUGUUAUAAGGCAUUGGCCAAAUGAACACGCAUGGGAGGAUGAGCUCAACGCAAAGAUGAAUCAGCCAUGUGUAAUGGCCUUUUGCAUUCCUUUGGAGCAGAAAGCCUAUAUAUCCGAAAUCUUAACGAAUUUUUAUCCACCUCAGGGAAGCUUCCCUUUCUUUGCGUCCAAAUACCACAUAGUCGACAGCGGCGAUCGGGAGCAUCACACCUGGGAGCAAGUCAAGGAGAUUUUCAACACGCGUCAGGUCCAUUGGAUUUUUGUCCCUUUCCCGCGGACGAUUACCCGUUCCGCCGCGAACUACGAGUUCCUAUACCAACACAUCGUCGUGAAGGAAGGGAUUCGCGAGAUUGUCGGGUUUAGUGCCGCGCUGGAUGAUUUCUUGCCCUUGCUGGACUACUUCUCGGCUCGCAACGCGGGGGCCCGCGCCACGGAUCUCGCGCUGGGCCUCCCGGCGGGGGGCCUCGACACCAUGCGGGACUGGCCCCCUUCCCUGCGUGAGGUGAUGGGGGAUGGGGGCGUGCGGGACCCCUCCCCCCUUGCCCUUCCCGCUGGGCUGAACCUCUUCGGCAACGACCCCGCCACCGCGGUUCGGCUGCGGAAGAACAAGGCGAGCGUCCAAGAGGCCCUCCGGGCCCAGGGCCUGGCCCACAUCCCGGGCCUCGAGGCCUGGUCCGCGCGGGAGGCGAUGGCGUUGGGGGUCCUCUUUCCCGUCGUGGUGAAACCGGCCUGCGGGGCGGGCUCUGCCUUCGUCACGCUUUGCCACAACGAGCAGGAGCUGGAGGACGCCUUUGGGGUAUGGGAGGCCCAGUGGGGCUCGGGCCCCCCCCCUCAUGCCCUAUGGUCGUCGAGGAGUUCAUCGACGGCGAGGAGUACGUCUUGA